GGUCGGCGCGUUGACUAGCGCGCUUGUCAGUACCCUGAAAGCGCUUGCACGCUGCAUUUACAGCGUAAUCGCGACUGCACAGUCGCAUCGUGGUAUUUUACGAACUGCAUCGUGCUGCGUAUCCUCGUACCCUCGUUUCAUCGUUGCUAUGUAUCGGUGAUGUAGACUCGUUAAUAGACGUGUUGAGGGUGUCUGAGCUUGAAGAAGGGGUAGGCGCAAAGAGUAGUGCCGGAUCUCGUUAGAGGGUCGACAAUCAAAUCUGGUAUCGUGACACGCGAGGAAUGACAAAAAUCAAUAAAAGAAACAGAUUUUGUGUUUCAGACAUUAUUUAAAAACGAGACACCAGUGUUGCCACGAGAAAAUCAACCCUAAUCUCCGUCAAACGGUGCAAUAAAAAUAUACAAUAAAUUUAAUUCAAAGAUUUAUAACUUCAGGGACGACUUGAAAUAUACUGAAUCAGCUCGUGCUAAUCGGGCGCUACUCGAUGUUUGAGAAAGUCUCGACAUGACACGAAGCUAAACAAAGUGUAAGGAGAUCCUGCCGCUGUCAGCAUGUGGACGAAUCACUUGAUAGUGGAUCUAUCAACACGCGUAUGGCCGCUGCUUCCGUGCUGUUAAGUACGUGGACAACGGCAAUUGUACUCGCGGUUGCCAACGUCUGUCAUGCGGAGUGCCAGACUCGUUCUAUUUACUGUUACGAAUGCGAUUCAUGGACAGAUCUCAGAUGCAAGGAUCCAUUCAACUAUACAGCAUUACCCAGGGAUCAGCCACCGCUGAUGACAUGUAACGGAUGCUGCGUAAAAAUGGUCCGCAACGCAAAAUCACCGUACGAGAGCGUGAGAAGAACUUGUACUGCGCAACUACAAAUAAACUUAUUCAUGGUGGACCACGUGUGCAUGAUGGAAAGUACCGGCACUGGUCACAUGUGCUUCUGUGAGGAGGAUAUGUGCAAUCGUGUACCCCCGACCUCGCGCUCGAAUCCCGUACUCCUGCUGAUCCUGUCGAUCAUCCUUAUUCUGCGUUCGGCAGUCUUAGGAGCCUCCGCUUGCUUUGUAGAACGUUGCAAUAAUCACAUCGUUUAACACCAAUUAAUUCGAUUCACCCAUCGCAGUGGUGUCCAAUCAUAUCCUUCGUAGAAAUUCUAGCGAGUCGACAACACGACCAUUCAUCGGAACGAACGAUCGAGCUGGCUUCGAUCCUGAAGCCUAAAAUAACCCUUUGGAAUAUUGAAGGAAGAAGUCAAAAGCAUAUGAAGCGAUGGAAAUUUGAUAUCAUUAUCAUUACUUUUGUGCCUUUUUCAAGUGCGUGUUACCGAUUUAUUGAGUCGUAUAGAAAUCAAAUAUAUUAUAUUUAUAUGAUAAAAAAAUUUUAUCAAAGUUACAUAUCUAACGAUAGAUGCUAUAGGGCAAAUGAAUUUGGUACGUGUUAAAAUGCUGAAAAAGAAAUUAUAAGAGUAGGUGACUGCAAGUAAAACGUAUAUUAAUGUAUUCUUGUAAGAAAUUCUGUUAUUUAUUAUAUAAUGUAGUUAAAAUUAAUUUUAUUAAUCAAUUUUUGUUUCCCUCUCUUGGGAGAUAAGCCCUUUAGGGUAACGCAAUAAGAUUAUAAAUUUUAAAUAAAAGCUGAAAGAAAAAGUAAAAGGAGCUAUUAGAUAUCAUUAAUAAUAAAUUUAUCUUAAUCAUAAAUUUAUCUUAAAAUUUGCAAUAGGAUUAGAUAAUUAUAACUGAACUGUAAUAAUAACAAAUUUAAUCUUCACGUUAGCGAGUGAGAUUUGUUCAAUUUGUGUGCAUCGUUCGUUCCGAUCAUUGGCCUUAGACAGCAUCGAUAGUACCUAGGCGUUUUUCGUGUAGAAAUCAUCUCAAACUGUCUAAUCGAUUUUUUUCUGAUGCGCUCGGAACAAGUCCGAAUUCUCUAUUAGUUGCUCUUCGAGCAAGCACGGCUAGUAUCAUUGCAAUACAUUCGUGACAUAAACUUUGAGGAAGGAAUUUUAUUAAAAAGAAGAAGUUAUUAAAAUAUAAACUAAAA
Monomorium pharaonis (pharaoh ant) is the source of this 2021-nucleotide messenger RNA. It is a transcript of the gene qvr, whose product is annotated as protein quiver. The record is from RefSeq and is a predicted model, not a curated record. Gene Ontology annotation, biological process: sleep; positive regulation of voltage-gated potassium channel activity; regulation of synaptic transmission, cholinergic. Bases 593 to 1081 code for a protein of 162 amino acids. The transcript has 6 exons. NCBI's taxonomy places the organism in Eukaryota, Metazoa, Arthropoda, Insecta, Hymenoptera, Formicidae.